Notolabrus celidotus (New Zealand spotty) is the source of this 1377-nucleotide messenger RNA. RefSeq names its product BCL2 associated athanogene 2 (gene bag2). The record is from RefSeq and is a predicted model, not a curated record. The transcript has 3 exons. Gene Ontology annotation, biological process: protein stabilization. Lineage: Eukaryota; Metazoa; Chordata; Actinopteri; Labriformes; Labridae. Gene Ontology annotation, molecular function: adenyl-nucleotide exchange factor activity; protein-folding chaperone binding. The coding region runs from base 210 to 830 and encodes 206 amino acids.
GCCUCGGACCUCUUUUGGGAACGACUGUUCCAGGCUCCUCGGGAAGCUUCUGUGAGGACGGUGAAGGAAGUUACAGCCCAUGUUUGGAAGUGUUCUUCCUCGCUGUAUCAGCCGGACAGCUUCAGUCUGUCGGACAGCUCAGGGUGUAGCCGCACGUGAAGAGGAUUCCUCUCCUGUACGGAUCGUUUAAUAAAGAUUAAUUCAGCAACAUGGCUCAGGCGAAGAUCCAGGCGAAAAUGACCGAGGCUCCGUGCAAGUUCAGCAGGACGAUGUCCAUGGCUGAUCGCUCCGGACGCCUGCUGGAAAACUUGGAUCAGCUGGAAAUGAGGGUGGAGGCUUUACGUGAAACAGCAUCGGCCAUGGAGCAGGAAAGGGAGUGCAUCCUGGAAAUGAUUCAGUCCAUACAGAAUAGUCAAGAAAUGCGAAACAUCUGUGCUGGCGAGAGAGAAGAGUUGGAUUUGACUUCAAACCGUCUGAUGGGCCGCACACUCUCUGUGGAGAUCUCUAUUGGCACCAUCCGAAACUCCCAGCAGGAGGAGGCGCUGAGCAAGGCCACAUCUAUCAUUGACGAAAUGGUGAAGAAGUUACUGAACGACAUGGCAGGUGGCCGGCAGCAGCUGAUGGCCCUGCAUGCGGCCUGUGUGAGCGAGGCCCCACCUGUUCCCAUCGACCAGAAGUUCCAGGCCCUCGUGAUCAGCUGUGCUAUGGAGGACCAGAAGAAGAUCAAGAGGCGGCUGGACACUCUGUUGAGGAAUGUUGAAAAUGCUGAAAAGAACAUUAAAAUCAUGGAUAAUCAAAAACUGGAUGGCUCAAAAGCCAAUGGCUGCUAGUAAGACUUAUCACCAAAUCAAAAAACAUGUUUUUAAUACCACUAAACUUUUGUAACUCUUAACUAGCUUUAUGAAGGACUUGGGGAUAUGUUAGUAAACAAGCCCCUCAUUAAAAGGGAGUGUAGGGCCAAAUAUCCAUCAUUCACUCUGAAGGAAUAUUUGUGUUUCUGGAAUUAUCAAGUUUUACUUUUUAAUGUUUGUCAUUUACACCAAGCAACUUAAUUUACCUUUUACACAAUGCAAGUUCACAUGUGCACAUAAGAAAGAUAUCCAAAGUCAAAGUCAGAGUGGAUAAUUGAAGACAUCCAUCAACCAAAGGCUUAACAAUGAUUCCGAUGUUGCAGAGUAUCUGUCUCACUUGUAUCUCACUGUUUAAAUCAACACUUCACUUGGUAAGGAUUUGGGAAGUGCACACACACUACCUCUUUGUGUGAAAGCAACACAAAUGACUUAAAGCUGUGGGUUUAAGUUUGUAUUUGCACAAAGCAUUUUUCUAUGUGAGAUUGUGUGUCAAGAAAAAUGAAUAAAAAACACAUUGUGUAAUUGA